Molecule: messenger RNA, 612 nt
Organism: Cyclocybe aegerita
Lineage: Eukaryota; Fungi; Basidiomycota; Agaricomycetes; Agaricales; Hemipholiotaceae
Source: the annotation of a GenBank genome assembly
AUGACAUAUCCGACCUUGGAAAUUUUGUCUAUGCGACAGAUUCUUGAUGCUCGAGCUUGUGAGCACAAAAUCGAAAGGACGAUGGAACACGGGUAUUACUUGCUUUCGGAUACAGAAAUAUUAUCGUCGUGGGCUGUUAAUGCAAACACGGCGGGAGGCCUUUCGUUGUUGCCACCGUCUCAUCCUUCGUAUUGGUUUCGCAUAAAUGAGAUGCCGCCUCAUCCAGAGAAGAACGUCGAAAGGGUCCGUCGUCAGUUCAGACGCCGUCUCCUCCCGAGGCAUCGUCUCGUCCGUCGGUGUGUUUAUCAUUCGUAUCGCUGUUGUGCCCUGGUCACUGCCCAUGUCUGUGCAUUGGUUAUUUCCCCUGACGAAAUUCCUGGCCUUUCAUCGAGCUUCACCCCGUUCCCGAGUGGGAUGCGAAUGCGGGUUCAAGUUUUCAACCAAGUCACACCACAAGCAACCUCCAUUACACUGUCCACAGCACAUUUGAUAGCAUACCGCAUUCUCUCAUACUGCCUGGUAUGCAAUACGUGCCUCUUCCCUUCCGACCUCGCUCUCCCUAGGCCUUCUUUUGUUCCCGUUGGCUCCGCAGGGCAUAUAAUAGCACCUUGA